Messenger RNA from Phlebotomus papatasi, 1679 nucleotides. Its product is annotated as contactin-2-like. Gene Ontology annotation, cellular component: neuron projection membrane. The coding region runs from base 395 to 1285 and encodes 296 amino acids. Gene Ontology annotation, biological process: synapse organization. NCBI's taxonomy places the organism in Eukaryota, Metazoa, Arthropoda, Insecta, Diptera, Psychodidae. The transcript is spliced from 6 exons. The record is from RefSeq and is a predicted model, not a curated record.
UCAGUUCUCAGCGGCGUACUCAUCCGUCUGGCACGUUUCGUGUGUGACAUCGUGAGGUGUUUUCUGGCGCAAGUGUUGUUCUCUUCCUGGAUGCAGAUACUGAAAGAGUGUCUGUGGUCACGUCACGGGAAUUAAAGUCAGAGGAAACGUAUCAAGUGCGAUCUCAUCCUCUUUUUCGAAGAGGUCCUUUUACUGAGGGUUUAAUGAUCAAGUAAGAAAGCAUCAUUAGAAAGACUUCCAGGAAUGGCCUGAGAGGUGUGGACGAGCGUGACUUCUUGCAGAAAUAAUUCUGCAGGAUACGUCUUGGUAUAGUCCUGCUAUGGUGAGCAAUGUGUUGGAUGUGUACUGGAAAAUAUUGUGACUCUGGUGAAGAAAACACGUGAAGUUCAUCUUAAUGUGGUUGAGAAAACUGCUCCUUAUCGCUGCAAUGACUCUGUUCAAAGUGUCGAGUGGAUACUUUUUGGAUAAAGAAAUUCACGGUCUGAUGAGGCAUCAUCGAAAAGAUUUGACCGAACACCGAGGAAGUCAUCACAAUUCUCUAACAUCGGGCCACCUUGGUCAAUUUUUAACGAAAAACAACAGUCGUGUGAUAAGCCAAAGGGGCGGCCUGGCCAUUCUGCCAUGUAGCGUCUCACUCACAACACCAGCCACUAUUUCUUGGUUUCGCCGAAAGGACUUUCAGUUGCUGACCGUGGGUCUCCUCACCUACAGCAGCGACGACCGUUUCCAGGUGGAGCAUACGCGACACCAGGGCAACUGGGCGCUGCGAAUCAAAAGUGCCCGCAAGGAGGACGAGGGAUACUACGAGUGCCAAAUUUCCACACAUCCACCCCAAUCGAUUUUCGUUGAACUGAGAAUAGUCGAAGCAGUAGCUGAAAUAAUAGAAGCGCCCGAUUUGCAUAUCAACGAGGGAUCUACGCUGAGAUUGGAAUGUAAGCUGAAACGAGCCACUGAGAGUCCGCUCUACGUAUUCUGGUACCAUGACUCAAGGAUGGUUAACUAUGACUAUGAUGAUGGGGUUUUGGUUUCUUCGAAUCGUCAGAAAUCGAGCAUUCUAACUGUAAGGAAUGCCACUAUUCGUCAUGAGGGUAACUACACAUGUGCCCCUGCGAAUGCCAAGCAGUCUAGUGUCUAUGUUCAUGUCCUCAAAGGUGAGAAACCAGCCGCAAUGCAGCAUCCAACCAAAAGUGCAAAUGACGCCAAUAUGAAUCCUCUCGACAGAUUUCUCACAGUGUAUCUCUGUGUGUUUCUAUUUCCCAUCGUUAAAUAUGUUGUAUUCUAUUGAUUUUUUUCAAGCAAGACUCUCUUAGUGGUUAAAUCUUGUUCAAGGAGGAAAUGAAUUACCUCUGUGAAAUUACUUUUCGAGAAAGUGGAGGAACAUGUUGAGAUUUAAGAAAAAAAAGGGGUUCAAAUAUAGAAAUGAAUAGAGCUGGAUGGUGAUCAUUUUCAAUUAAGGUGAAAGCUCAGAUGGGUGAAAUGAUAUAAAUUAAAAGCUAGUCUUUAAAUUCCAGAAAAGAAGUAUAAAGCUCCAUGUAAAUAACACUUUAAGAGUAAUUGAAAAUAAAAAAAAAAUAUAGUGAAAAAAGGAAAAUUAUGAAAUAAAUGUAAAAGUCUGUUGUCAGGAUCUUGAACAACGUCUACUAAAAUAAACACAAUGUAUGAUGAAUAAUUGAAUAAUU